CUAAAACGUCGGCGGUGUUUUGUUUGGACGUUUGUGGAGUUUCUAACGAGAUAUAUCGAAACGUAGUUCGAUUCUAAAUAAUCAACUUUAACUAAAGUGUCAUAAAUGAGUGAAUGCGUGUUGAUCGUAAAGACAACGUGGCUGUGAUUGUGAGACUAGCAGAUGAUCGGAGCUGCUGCUGUUCAGAGGACUUUGGUGUUUGUUGGAGCUGAAGAUCUUCUGCAGCUGCAGGAACCAUGUCUUCAUUUGCUCAGAAAGAUUCUGACAGAGAACAACUUUCUGCUGCUGAAGAAACCUUCAGACUCUGUGAAGGAACCAUCAUCCAGAAUGAGAAUGAGGAGCUCUGUGGUCAGCGCAGACUGCUGGAUAUCACCUGGAACCCGCAGCUUCAGCUUCACCUUCUAGUCCUCCCCCAGCAUUGGGCGACUGAGGAGGAAGAUCUCUGGAACCAGCAGAGGAACUUCAGAGAGGAACAAGAGGAUCUAGAACCUCCACAGACUAAAGAGGAACUGAAGGAACCAGAACCUCAGCAGAUUGAAAUGAAACAGGAGGAAACUGAACCUCCACAGAUCAAAGAGGAACAGGAAGAACGAGAAACUCCACAGAUUGAAAUGAAACAGGAGAAACCAGAACCUCCAUGGGUUAAAGAGGAGCACGAACACAUCUGCAUCAGUCAGGAUGAAGAGCAGCUUAAUCUAAAGCAGGAGAUUGAUACAUUGAGGGAGAUUCACAAUGAAGCAGAUCUAAACAAACAGAAGAGCUACAGUGUAACGGAGAGUCAGGAAGAAGAAGGAAACCAACAUGAAGAAUCAACAUCAACUACAGAAAGAGAGAGAGACCCACAGAACAGAAAUCAGAGGAAGAAAAGAGACAGAAGUCAUGUCCAAAGUGUGGCCAGCUCUCACAUGUCAGAAAGUCAGAGUGACUCUGAUGUUGGAAGAAAAUCCAAGAAGGAAACUUCAGUAGAGGAACACAAACAAUCUCCUAAAGAAAAGAUCUGUUCCUCUGUUAAGUCUGGUAAAGGAUUAAUAAUUUCACACAAUGUGUCUGCCCACAUGAAAGCUGAAUCUGAUAGAAGACCUCAUGUCUGUGAAGAAUGUGGUAAAAGUUUUGGUUACUUGUCCCAGUUAAAAUCUCACAUGAUAAGUCACACAAGAAAGAAGCCUUUUAGUUGUCAAGAAUGUGAUAAAAGUUUUAUUCAUAAAGGUGAUCUUAGAAGACACAUAAGAACUCACACAGGAGAGAAGCCUUUUAGUUGUCAAGAAUGUGAUAAAAGUUUUAGUCUGAUGCCUUAUCUCAAAAGACACAUAAAAACUCAUACAGGAGAGAAGCCUUUUUGUUGUCAAGAAUGUAAUAAAGGUUUCAGUCGAAUAACUAGUCUCAAAUUACACAUAAGAACUCAUACAGGAGAGAAGCCUUUUUGUUGUCAAGAAUGUGAUAAACAUUUUAGUCAGCGGUCUCAUCUCAAUAUACACAUGAGAACUCACACAGGAGAGAAGCCUUUUUGUUGUAAAGAAUGUGAUAAAAGUUUUAGUCAUAUAUCUAAUCUCAAGACUCAUAUGAGAACUCAUACAGGGCACAAGCCUUAUCGCUGUCAAGACUGUGAUAAAAGUUUUAGUGACCGAUCUGGUUUCAGUAGACACGUGAGAAUUCAUACCAGAGAGAAGCCUUUUUGUUGUGAAGAAUGUGAUAAAAGUUUUAGUCAUGUAUCUAAUCUCAAGACUCAUAUGAGAACUCAUACAGGAGAAAAGCCUUUUUGCUGUCAAGUCUGUAAUAAAAGUUUUAGUGACCGAUCUGUUUUCAGUAGACACGUGAGAAUUCAUACCAGAGAGAAGCCUUUUUGUUGCCAAGAAUGUGAUAAAAGUUUUAUACAAAUAUCUGAUCUUAAAAAACACACAAGAAUUCAUACCGGAGAGAAGCCUUUUAGUUACAAGUUUCCAUCAAACGUCUAAUACACACAUGAGGACUCACACAGGAGACGUUUUGUUGUAAAGAAUGUGAUCAAAGUUUUUGUCAUGCUUUUGGCCUCCCCAUGGCACACGACAAUUACCACAAAAGGAUAGGAAAUGACUAAGCUCAUUUAAAAUUUGAUUCAAGAUUCAAGAUAACUUUAUUAGCUCUACCUUAAUUAGGGUAAAUUAUUUGUUUUUCAGUACAAUCCAGAACAAGUCAAACAGAGAGGUACACAGACAAUUUGGGGUUCACUGUGAACGCAGCAAACUGAAGAGCGCCCCUUAUUAGCAUGGGAA
Molecule: messenger RNA, 2249 nt
Organism: Oryzias melastigma (Indian medaka)
Lineage: Eukaryota; Metazoa; Chordata; Actinopteri; Beloniformes; Adrianichthyidae
Product: gastrula zinc finger protein XlCGF57.1-like
Exons: 3
Coding region: 237-1952 (571 amino acids)
Biological process (GO): regulation of transcription by RNA polymerase II
Cellular component (GO): nucleus
Molecular function (GO): RNA polymerase II cis-regulatory region sequence-specific DNA binding; DNA-binding transcription factor activity, RNA polymerase II-specific
Source: RefSeq, a predicted model, not a curated record